Molecule: messenger RNA, 9618 nt
Organism: Plasmodium berghei ANKA
Lineage: Eukaryota; Apicomplexa; Aconoidasida; Haemosporida; Plasmodiidae
Product: conserved Plasmodium protein, unknown function
Exons: 8
Coding region: 1-9618 (3205 amino acids)
Biological process (GO): rRNA processing
Cellular component (GO): nucleus; preribosome, small subunit precursor; preribosome, large subunit precursor
Source: RefSeq, a predicted model, not a curated record
AUGGAUCCACUACUGUUGUUUGAUGAAUUAGAAAAUGAUUUGAACUUAUUGAUUACUGAAAUAAAAAAAAAAAAAAUACAUAUAAAAGAAAAGAUAGAAAUAUGCAUUAUUAAGAUAAAAAACUACAAUAGCAUAAUAACAUCAAAUAAAAGUAAUUUAUUAAAUAGUUUUGAAUUUCCGUUAGACGAAAUUAUUGAUAUUAUAAAUAUAGGAGCUAAUAUUGAUAGCCAAAAAAUUACUUACAUUUGUUUGACUUGUCUUCAACGAGUUUUAUUAUAUAUAUUAUAUUUAAUAGAUAAUAAAGAUAUAAUAAAAAGGUUUAAAGAAAUAAAUAUCGAAGCACAAAUAGAAAAAAUUACAAAUAAAUUAUUUGAUUUAACAUUUAAUGACGAUAAAAAAAUAUUAGUAAAAAUAUUGCAAAUAACAUUAACUGCUUUUUCUCCACAGUAUAUAGAAUACUAUAAUAGAGAUAUAAUUGAUACCUUAUUAAAGAUAUUGUAUUCUAUAUAUUAUUCAUCACUACAUGAUAAUGCCCACAUUUUAUAUCAAACAUGUUGCGCAGCUUAUAAGCAAUUGCUUAAUUCAUUAAUAGAUAUAUGUAAUAAGGAGAGUCUAGAUAAUAUAAGUGAAUCUCCAAUUUCGAAAGAAGAUAAUAUCACAGAUAUAAAAACUGAGCAUAUUAAAAAUAAUAAUAAUCAUAAUAAUAGUAAUAAUACCAAUUUAAAUGAAAUCGAAAAUGAUGACUUGAAGAAUAUCGAUUUUUAUUUUGAGAGUUUUCAUUUACAAUAUGAUGUUAAUAAUCCAAUAGAUUUGAUAAAUAUACCGAGUUUUAAAAACACAAAUAAUAUGAAAAAUAAAAAUAAACUAUUAUCAUUAAUUCAUUAUCUUUGUUAUUGUUGUUUUGUGAAUACACGGUCAAAAUAUUAUCUAGAUGGUUCAUCAUCCUCCUUUGAAUGUAACAGUUCAAAUAAGAAUAAUAAGAUGAUUAAUAACGAAAAACACAAUGCUUAUGUUAUAAUAGACUACAAUUGGGGAACUAAUAUAAAAAGCACAAAUGAAAAUAAUAGCAAUUCUCUAUCAAAUAUAAAUGACCAAUUAGACAAUAAAUAUAAAAACAAUAAAUUAUCAUCAGGAAAAGAGAAUGAAGCUAAAAACAUAGAAUAUACCGAAAUUAUCAACAAUAAUAUUUCGAGUGAAUUUGAUAAAGAAUUGAAAAACGUAAGUUUUUCUUCAAAUAAUAUUAAUAGUAAUCACAACAGCAACAAAGAGGGCAACUUUAACAAUAUCGACAAUAAUAAUAACACUAACAAUGCAAUUUAUAAUAGUAGUAUUAAUAGCAAUAAUAAAAGCCAAUUUUCUAGUGAACAAAUCAAAAAUUCAAAUAAAAAAAACGAUAUCAAUGGAAAUAUAUAUAAUAAGAAUCAAAAAGAUGGAAGCAAAAAUAUAUAUAAUGCAAAGUAUAAUAUAAAAGAUUUUUUUAAAAUAUUAAAAAAUUCAAAUUUCAAAAUAUAUAACAAUAAUAACAAGAAUAAUUUUGAUAUGCUUAGCGACAACAUGAAUAUAGACUCAUAUAAAUUAAAAAAUAAUAUAUUGUCUAAUUAUAAUAAGAAUAAUUUGAUUUUACCUUUAAAUUUUUGCUUAGAUUUGCUAUAUAUAUUUUUAAAUAAUUAUGAACACUUUUUAGAUAAUUUGGAAUUUUUCAAAUUGUUAAAAUUUGAAAUAGCAUAUAUUAUAUUAAUAUCAUUAAAAUCUAAUUUACACAUCGAUAUUUUUUAUAGAUGUUUGAAAAUCUUUAUUAUUGUUUGUCAUAAGUAUUUUCAAUAUUUUUUAGGAGAAAUUAAAUUUUUAUUAACCAAUCUAAUUCAAUAUUUAUCCUUGACUAAAAAUUUUUCAAAAUUAUACAUUGUUUUAAACUUUUUUUUUUAUCUUUUUGAUAACACGGUAACUGUUUUUAAUAUGUACAAAUAUUUUUAUUCCCCAAUGGAUAAUACCAACAUCAAAAAUAACGACGAUAAUAGCAACAUGAAUUUAAACAAAAAGAUAAAAAAUAAUGACAAUAUAAAAAGUGAUGAAAACCCCAAAGGAAAAUCAAAAAAAAAAAAAAACCAUGAAGCAAGCCAUUUACCUGAGGAUACAAAAAAUGAUAUGGAUCAAAAUAAAGAGGAAAACUUACAUUGUGAAAAAAGCAAUCUUAAUAUAGGUGAAUAUAAAGAAAAAUAUAUCCAAAAUGAUGUGAAUAAUAAGAAAUUAUCUCUAAUAAAUAGUAAACAAAAUAUUUAUGAGGAAAAAAAAAAAUUAAGUGAAAAGACGGUGAACAUUGAAGAUAAUUCCAUUGAUUCAGGAAUAAAUAUAGAUUACCAAAUGUGUUAUUGUAAGGAUGAUGAUAACGGUUUUAUUUUUAUAAAAAUAGUUGAAUGCAUAAGUAAAAUUAUACAUGAAUUAUUAUUUUUAUAUUCAAUAGAUAUAACUAAAAUAUAUCCACAUUUAAAAAUAUUUAAAUAUGAUCGAGUAUAUACAUCUAAAAAAACGACUGUUCACAUUUUUAAUAAAAGGGGAAACCAUAAAUCAAAUAGUAACAAUUCAGAGGGUCAAAAUAUAGAUAAUAAAAAUGAAGAAUCUAUUAAGUCUGGCUCUAAUGAUGGGGUUCACACAAAUGGAAAAAAUUAUUACUCUAACCAAGAAAUUGAAAUAAUAAAAAAUAAAAAUAAUUAUUAUCGAAAAAGGGAAAAUAAAGACAAUGGGCAUCAAAUGGUUUUCUAUAAUUUCCUAAACUAUCCAUUGAUUCUUCCAAAUAAUUCUGAAAAUCCACGUGAAGAUUUUUAUUUAUACAAUUUUUCUACUGAAAAAAAAACAAACAAGACCAUGUUUGAUUAUUUAUAUUAUAAUAACAUAGAUGAAAUUAUAUUGCUUUCUUCAUCUAUUGAUAAUAUUUUAUCUUUAAUAAAUUCAUUUUAUGUAAUUCUUUUAAAUAUAUUAACAAAAUAUUUUAAUCAAUAUUGCUUUGCGGCAAUAGAUUUAAAUGAUGAAAAUAACUUAUAUGAAGAGAGGAAGUUAUCUUCAAAUUGUAAAAAUGGUAUAAUUCAAUAUUCAAUGAAUCUAUUAGACACACAAAAAAAUGGAUCCAAAUAUAAAUCCAUAAAAUCGCGUACGUCACCAAAAUAUAUUCAAAAUGACAAUACGUUAAAUUUUGAAUAUGAAAUAGAUAGAAGAAUAAAAUGCUAUAAUAAUAAUUCAUAUAAUAAUACUGCUAACUAUGCAACUGAUCAUAAAAAUCAUUACACUAGUAGAAAUAACAACCAACUAGAAAAAGUUGAAUAUAAUUCUAUUUCUAUAUGCCCCCAAAGUAGUGAAAAUACACGGAAUGGUAUCUUAACUUAUAAUGUAGAUGAUAAUAAUAUAUCCUAUAAAGGUAUAAUUAAAUCGUAUAAUAUUGAAUGUGAAGAUAAAAAUGGGGAAAAAAACAAUUCUUAUACCGAACAUUUAUCACUAUUUAAUUCUGUAUUUAAUUCGACCUGUAGAUAUUUUAUAUCGUCUUUAUCCUUAGCAUUUUCUUAUACAAAUACCAUAGAUAGCUGUUUUUUUAGUGGAUUUCAGAAACUUAUUUUUAUAAGUACUCAUUUAAAUGUAAACAUUUGCACAAAUGCUUGCAUGCAAACAUUGACUAAAUGUAGUAGUAUAUUUACCUUGGAAAAUUCUCCAUUUUUUUUGAAUAUUCUUCAAAAUUUUGAAAAAAAAGGAAAUAAAAAUGAAAAUAAUUAUAAUUCAAAAAAAAACAGAACAGGAACAAAUAGCAGUAAAGUAUUAUCUAACAAUGUAUAUCGUGAGAAUGAAACUCGUGUUUCUAAAAGUAUGGAAAUUCAUUCUAAUCAUAUAAAAAACGUAAUUGACCUAAAUGAUUCGAACGAGAGCAAUACUAUAAGUUCAUCUAAUAUGAACAAAGAUAAUCAAAAAAAAUGUUAUAAAAAUGAUAAUAACAAAACAGAUACAAAAUCUAAUUAUAUGAAUAAUGAGAAUUAUAAUCAUAUAAAUUUUAUUGCAUAUUCGGCAAAUAGUAUUUCCGAUAGUGAAGUGUAUAUAAAUAUAAAUGAUGGUAAAACAUGCUCUCAUAAAAUUGUGCAUCUAUAUGGUAAUAUGAAUUCUAUUGAUGAAAUUGAAAUUGUUGAAGAAAGUAAUGAAAUUAAUAAUAAAAUAAUAUUAGAAAAUGACGAAAAAAAGAAGGAAGUUUCUGAUUCUUUUGUAAAUGGGUUAAAUGGCAAUAAAGAACAAUUUGAUCAACCAAAUAAUAGUAGCAAUAAUGAAAUAAAAGGAGUAUAUAAUUAUAAACAGGGAAAUCAAUAUAAUAAUAUAUGUGAAGACAAUAAAAAUAGUUAUGAAAAAACAGAAUCUUAUUCAGAAAAAUUAAGUAUAGAUUGUGUUGAUUCGAAUUUUUUUUCUUAUAAAUAUAUAUUAAAUGAAGAUUUAUUAAAAUAUUAUGAUGACUGUAUUAGUAUAAUAUUAAAAGAAUCGUAUUAUAUAAAUAACGAUUUAAAUAAUAUGAAAUAUAUUUUAUCAAUUAAAGCAAUGAUUAGCAUAUUUUUUAUAUAUGGCGAUAUGCUAAGUUUUGAUGAUUGGUUAAAACUCAUCAAUAUAUUUGUUGAAGUUAAUUAUAUAUAUAAAUAUAUAUCAUCUAUUGAAAAUAAAACUAUUGAAUUUUUAAAUUUUUUAUAUUAUAUUAAUAAAAGCGAAGAUAAUUUUACAUUUUCUUUGAACACAUCUGCAAUUGAUUCAAAUGGUGCUACUAUGCAACAUAUAAAUUUUAAAAGCAUAGAAUUCUGGUAUUUUAUUCUACGAUUUAUACAAAAGAAUCCUGUUUUAUUUGCAGAAAUCACUGUUAUAUUUUCUUCUAUAUCCAAUUUUUUAAAAAAUACAAUAUAUUACAAUAUAACAACAGUGAUAAAUAUAUUAAAUGCCAUUAAUUUUAUGAUAUUUAAUCAAUUUUUCAAGCAUACAAAAAAAAUAACUAAAGACGGUGGCAAGCCAUUUGUUCAAAAUAAUGUCAAAGAAUACAAUAAUUUGAAUGCUUCUACACCAAUAAAUCCUAAUAAUAACAUCGACAACUUGAUUACUAAAGAGGAAAACGAAAAUAGCAUUUUAACGAAUCAAAAAAUUGAGGACACAUAUAUAGACAAUUUAAAAAAUGUUAAGCAUGACAAAAAUCAAAUUGAAUGUACAUAUACUACUAAAAAGGAAAAAAACAAAAAAAAUCGUCCCAAUUGUAAUAAAAAAGGGAAAAUAUGCAAAAAUGAACUUCACAAACAUCAAGAAGACAAAGAUAACCUAAAUGACAAUAGUAAUAAUAUGAAUAUGCAAAGUGAAUAUAUUAUAACUGAAGAUAUUGAGAAUAAAAAUAAAGAAAACAUUGUUAAGCCUAUGGAUAAUAAUAAUGAUAAUAAUAGAAUUGAUAAUAAAUUAUUUAAUAAUAAUGGUGAUAUAUAUGAAAUAUUUUAUUAUUAUGUGUCCCAUUUUGAUCCAAUAUAUUGUUCUUAUUUUAUGUUCUAUAAUGAUAGUUAUUUUAUAAAAAAUAAAAAGGGGAAUAUAUCAAAAGAAUAUUAUGAUACUACUAAUGUACAAUAUGAUAAUAUACAAAGUGAUGGAAUUAAAUUCGAAAAUAAUUUGUAUUAUAAUUAUUUAGAUAAAAAAUUAUUUCAAAAUAAUUAUUAUAUUGAUUUAAAGAAAUUAGAUAAUUAUUGUAUUUUUGAAGAUUUUUAUCCAUUAUACAUGAUAGAAAAUUUAUGUGUAAUAAAUAUAAAUAAUAUAAAAUAUAUUUAUAACACAUGCUGUAUUAAUAUAUUAUUAUUAUCUUUAUGCAAUAAUAAUGGUAUUCAAAAAAAAAGCAUUGAUACUUUAUUUCAUAUAAUAAUAGAGUCAGUAGCAUAUUAUAAGUAUAAUUUUGAGAUACAAUUUUUAUUGUUUAAACCAUUUUUCUUAUUUAUAAUAAACCCGUAUGCUAGUUAUCGCUCUUAUUUUAUUAAUUCAUUCCUAAAUUUUAUUAGAAAAAAUGCAUCUUUUUUCAAUAAAAAUAUGUGGUUGUUUAUUAUUUUUCUUUUAUAUAUAUCAUUUAAGAAGGAGUUAAAAAAUAAAACCUUAAAAAAUACAGAAAAUGAUCAGAAAGAUAGUGAGCAAAUUUCUGAGGAAAACAUAUCCAAUAUUAAAGACAUUUUCAAUAUUUUAGAAGUUAUAAUUGUAGAUUAUAUUGAAGAAAUUCCAGUAUGUAAAAUCAUGGAAAUAAUAAUUCACAUGCUUAUCUUGUUUUCAUCUCUCGACACUUUAAGUAAUAACAUAUCCUUUAGGGCUAUCAACUUUUUGUGGUCAAUUGUUGAUUAUAUAUUGAAUCGAUCUGAUCUGCUGAAAGAGCCUAAAAAAUAUAAUAAUGAAAAUAAAGAUUACUGUGAUAAUGCAAAAGACGAAAAAAGUAACAAACCGAAAACUGAAAAGAGCAACGACCCCCAAUUAUUGCAUACAUGUAUAGUAGAAAACAAAAAAAUGUAUAUUUACGAAAACAAAAUUAAAAUGAAAAAUAUUAAAAUGAAAAGUUUUUUUAUUUUCAUUUUAAACUACUUAAUGAAACUUUGCUUUGAUGAAAGAAUCGAAGUUCGAAAUUGUAGUAUUAAAACAAUUAUGAGUAUUUUGUCCACCCAUAUUUAUAAGUUCGACUUUUUUUUUUAUAAAACAUCCAUAUGUUUGUUACUAAGAAAAUUAUGCAUAAAGUAUUUCUAUAUUCUAAUGGAAUAUUUAAAACUGGAAAAAAAAAACUCACAAAAUGAGGAUAAUAACGAGAUAAAUGACAAAGCUGAAAUUGAAAAUUUUACUAUUGACAAUUUGAAUAGCUAUAGUAACGAUAUACCUGAGAAAAAUGAAUCGCAUAUAUAUAAAGACAAUGUUGAUUGUAGUCAUUUUAUAGAACUAGGUGAUUUUUAUAAUAAAGCUAAUUGUAUAAAUAUUGAUAUUAAUGAUUUCGAAAAUUUAAAAUCCUGUAAACAUGAAAGCAAUAAAAAUGGUGAAAUUUCCCAAAAUGCUGAAAUAUGGAAACAAGCUAAUAAUUCGGAUAUCAGAGAAAUACAAUUGAGCGAAGAAAUCGAAAAUACAAAUACUAAAUUACAAAAGAAUGAAAACGUAUUAAGAAAAAAAUUUAUAAUGAAUUAUGUAAAUUUAAUUAAUAAGCAUUAUAAAUAUAUAGAAACAGUAAGAAAGAAAAAACGAAAAAAAAAUAAAAAGGAAUUAUUAAAUGAUAUUGAAAAAAAUGCAUUAUUCUCAAAUAUAAACAAUAAUAAAAUUUCAGAAGAUAAAAAUUAUGAUUUGUAUGAUUAUGUUAAUGAAAAUUUUAGCAAAAUUAUUAUUCAUCAUUCACGAGACAGUAAAUUGAAACAAUGGGUAGAGAGCUUUAUUUUAAUUAUAGAAGGUUGUAAUAGAAUAUUAUUAGAAGAAAAAAAUUAUAAAAAAUAUUAUUUUUUUUAUGAUAUAUUUGUAAAAAUAUUAAAGACUAUAUUAUUUAUUAAAUAUAAUAAGACAAACAUGUUUGAAUUACACAUAUCAAUAAUACAAAUACUUAAUAAUAUUUUUAUGUCCAAAUUAUCCAAUUUCAAUGUCAAUUAUUUUACCAUGAAAAAUUCAAUAACUAAUAAAAAUAGAUAUACUGAUCAUAUUAAUAUAUUUGACAAAUCAUUUAUUUAUAUAUAUAAUUAUGCUUACUCUACAGAUGAUCAAAAAAUUAAAGACCUUAUAAUUAAGCUUAUUACAGAAAAUAUGAAAAAUAUAUUUUGUGAUAAAUGGAUAUAUUUUCAUUCUUUGGUGUAUUUGCAUUUAUUCCAAUUAUUAUAUUCAACAAAUUCGAAUAUUAAUAUACUUAGGGAGGAUGAAGAGAAUUAUUCAUUUUCAAAUUAUUAUUCAAUUUUAAACAAGUUAUAUUUUGAUUAUUUUAUUAGUGACACAAAGGAAUAUCCAUGCGAAAAGGAGGUAAAUGAUGCCGAAAAAAAUAUAAAUAAAAUGAAUAGUAACGAAAUUAAUGAUGAAAAUCCACUUGAAUUGGAUAAGGGAGUUGAAAGCAACAAUAACAAAAAAAUAAAUAGUUCUAUUAAGAUUGAAACGCCUAUCAACGGAAACUUAAACAAUGAAAAAAUAGAAUCUUUUAAAAAUAAAAAUUUUACUAUUGAAUAUAAAAAAGACAAUUUCUGUAAUGAUCCAUUAAAUAUUUACAACAUAUUAGAGAAUAAUAAAAGUAUAUAUAAUGAAAAAGAUGAAAGGACACAUGUAGAUAUGAAGAAAGACAUAUAUAAAAAUUAUAUAAAUGGUGAAAUAAAUAGUGAUGUUUUUAUAAUUAUUAUGAACAUAUUUAAAGGAUUAAAAUAUGAUGAAAUAAAUUUACUAAUAAAUGAAGAACUUGGAAAAUCAAUAAAAUGCUUAUUAUGUAAUUUAUUAGAAAAUGAAGAAAAACGAAAAAUUUUUAAAAAAUUAAUAAAAUUUUUAUUUGAUGAUAAAAUGCUAUUUAAUGAAAAUUCAGAUGAAAUAAUUGAUAAAAUUACAUUAAAUGAUACAUAUAAUAAAUUCGAAAUUAAUAUUAGAAAAAAUGAAAUAAAUGACGAAGAUAAAGAAUGUAAUAGAUUAUUUACAUUAAAUUAUAAAAAACUUUAUCCAUUAAAUAAUUAUAUAGAAAGUUUUCAAAUGUUUUCAUUAGGGUUAUUUAAUUAUUUAACACCUUGCUAUAUAUAUUUCAUUCAUAAUAAAUUUAAUCUAUAUCCUAAUUAUCAAAUGAACAUUAUAUUUUCUAUAAUUCUUUGUAAUUUAAUUAGACAAGAAUAUUGCAAUUUAUAUUAUUUCAAAGAAAAUCGGCACAAUAUAAUUUCUUUUAUAAAUAUGUUCCCAUAUAUCAUAGCAAAUCAUAUAAAAUGUUUUUUAUAUAACUUAAACAAUAAUUCUUCUUUUGUAUUUUACGAAAGUGUUAUUAUACUACUAAAAAUUACAUAUAGCAUUAUUCAAAACCUUGAAAACAUUCCCGAUGAUACUCUAUUCAAGUAUUGGUAUUCUGUAGUUUUCGCUACCGAAAAAAUUUUAUUCGCUAACUGCAAUAAUGACAAAAUUGACAUGUUGGAUAUUAUGCUUAUCAAGCUUAUUCGCAACAGUUACCUUUUCCAUAAUUCGCAUGCUCCGUUAAACAUAAAAAUAUACCUGACUAAAAUUAUAAGCGAAUUAAAUGAUAAACGAAGAAAAUCCUUUUCAAGUUGGACUUUGCAAAUAUUAUUUGAAGAAUACGAAAAAAUGAUGGCAGAGAAUAAUAAAAAUCGUUAUUACACGACUUUCAUUACGUUAGUCAUGCUAAAAAAAUGUGUUUUGACACUCAAAAGUUUUUCAAGUGAAAAUCCAGAGGACGCUGACGAAAUUUUGUUCAUUUUACAUGAAAUGAAAAAUUUAAAAUGUUACUACUCAUACAUCGGAAUAAAAACGAAUUCUACAUUAAAAUUUUCAGAAGAUAAAGCGCAUUUAUUCAUUUGUUACCCAUACCUAUUAGAUUGUUUAAAUACCGAAAAUACAAAAUUUUUCGAUACGGCUAAGGAAUUGCUAAGGCUUAUAACCAUAAUGCCCUAG